Messenger RNA from Thlaspi arvense, 582 nucleotides. The record is from the annotation of a GenBank genome assembly. Lineage: Eukaryota; Viridiplantae; Streptophyta; Magnoliopsida; Brassicales; Brassicaceae.
UUAAUGGUUUCUUCACAAGGCCUGAAAUUGAACGGUAGUGAUGCAGCCAUUCCAAAAAGACGUCACAUUGGGAGGAUUGGCGUAACGGGAUAUGACACUGGGCUUCCUCGCGGUGACGUGGAGAGCGCGUUGAGAAAACAUUUCGCUUCAUGUGGCCAAAUCACAGAUGUUUAUAUUCCCGUACGGUGUCGAAGAGAUAAUAUUAUUACUCUCGAGAGGUUUGUGGCUUCUUCCUCCGAUCCAGUUUUCCCAGCGCAGCUCGAAUACAGUUUUAUUUAUUUUGUGGGAGAAGGCGCAGUAGACAAUGCGUUGCAACUUGAUGGAAGUGACGUGGCAGGAGGGAAUGUCUCUGCAGAGGAUAUUCCGUUUCUGGAAGAUGCACAUAAUGUGCCGGAACUUAGUGGGAGCGUUAUGGGAGGACGCAAAGUAGUCGUUGAGCUUAUUGGUACACCGGAAAAAACCACUGUCUACGACCACCCCCCUCAUCGUGGUCGUCGUGACGGUUGCUGCUACGUCCAUAAUUGCCAAGUAAAACUGUCGUGGUUUACUCUAGGUGAGAAGGCUAAGGCGACUGUGGAGUAG